CGCCUACAAAACAACGAUAAACAUAAAUUAAAAAACAAAUCCUGAAUACAAUAUCCGUAAUUCAAAAAUACCAUUUUACUGGAUUGACCGGUUUUACUCUAAACAAGAUAAUGGAGACUACAGAUACCUGAAUUAAACUUUUAUCGACGGAUUGGACACUAAAGCCUGAUGUCAAAGUUUUUGAGACUAUUCAACAGAUCCUCACUAUUAUGACAUCAUUUAACGCCAAUGUCGUCAAAACAGGGAACUGUUCUUAAAUAUCUAACAAAAGCUACCACAGUUUGUUUGGCUCCCACACUUGUACUGCAUUUUACAAAACGUUUAUUUCUUUUUCUCAAACGCCCAACAAGUUGGUAAAACGUGAGCGUAACGAUAGAUACCCGGGAACAGAAGAAUAGCAAAACGAGUAUGGAAAACGAUAAGAUGAGAAUCUCCGAUAUCAGACCGGGUACAUCAGACAAGGGCCGAGUAUUUGGAUCAUGUCCUGUACAGGAUGGGUGUUCUGGCUGUUCUACGAUCUAGAAUAAAAAAAGCUACAAUUGGUGCUAUGAUUACGGCGUCCCACAACCCUGAGGAGGACAACGGCAUCAAACUGAUUGACCCAGCAGGGGAGAUGUUAGAGGUCACCUGGGAGACACAUGCUACAUACCUCGCCAAUGUUGAAGAUGAAGACAUUACAUCGGCUAUUAAAUCUAUUGUCACAAAGGAGAAUGUUCCUAUGGAUGUUUCAGCCUCCGUAUAUGUCGCCAUGGAUACCAGAGGGAGUAGCCGGAGACUGUCAGAGGCUUUGCAGUGUGGAGUGCAGGCAGCUGGGGGCUUGUGUACAGAUUUUGGUCUGCUGACAACUCCACAGCUCCACUACAUGGUGCGAUGUACUAACAGUAAUGGCCUGUAUGGUGUAGCUACAGAGGAAGGCUAUUUCCAAAAGUUGUCCACAGCAUUUUGUAAACUACGACAACAGAUGGGACAGAAGGGAGACAGUGCAUACAAACUCACUCUCAAAUUGGAUGGAGCCAAUGGUGUAGGGGCCCAGAAAGCACGUCAGCUCUCGCCGUACAUCAGUGACUAUCUUAGUAUUGAUAUUUGCAACGAUGGGUCAACUGGGAAGCUGAAUCAUCAAUGUGGGGCAGAUUUUGUUAAGGUCAACCAAAGACCUCCUGAUGGGAUGAGUCUCCAGUGUGACUCCCGAUGUGCCUCCUUUGAUGGGGAUGCUGACAGAAUAGUGUAUUUCUACACAGACCAAGAUGGAAAGUUUCACUUGUUGGAUGGUGAUAAGAUAGCGACCCUGGUGGCAGGCUACCUACAGGAGCUUAUGACCAGAUCAGGUCUGUCACUGAACCUGGGCCUCGUCCAGACAGCCUACGCUAAUGGUAGCUCGACUGAAUACAUCACUAAGACACUGAAAGUGCCGGUGGCUUGUGCAGCGACGGGUGUGAAGCACCUCCACCACCGCGCACUCGAGUUUGACAUCGGUGUCUACUUCGAAGCUAACGGACAUGGAACGGUCAUAUUUAGUGACAAUGCUUCAGGUCAGAUACAAAAAGCAGCCACAGAUAGCAGCUUAUCGGCGAAACAACAAGAAGGAGCUGCACAACUGUGUACAGUUAUGGACCUCAUUAACCAGACUGUUGGUGAUGCUAUAUCAGAUAUGCUCCUUGUGGAGGUCAUUCUGGCGACCUAUGGAUGGGAAGCCAGUAACUGGGACAGUGCCUACACUGAUCUUCCAAACAGACAGCUAAAGGUCAAGGUGGAAGACCGAACAGUGAUAACAACAGCUGAUGCUGAGAGGACAGCCGUAACUCCCAAGGGUCUACAACAGGCUGUAGAUAAUCUGGUCGCCAAAUACAACCAUGGCAGGUCAUUUGUAAGGCCCUCCGGGACAGAAGAUGUUGUGAGAGUUUAUGCAGAGGCUGAUACACAGGUGAAUGCUGACAAACUAGCUGAUGAGGUUGGCUUAGCAGUCUACAGUAUGGCUGGUGGUAUUGGAGACCCACCUAAUGCAUCAUGAUAACCACAUCUUCUUACUACUUUGUGUAAUUUAUAUAUUAUGAACUUAAUACCUGUGAGGGGUAAUACUUGUUGAGGGUAUAAACAAUGUAGGUGAUCACUGUGGUUUACCUAGUUUUUGAUAUCACAUGUCAAAUUUCUCAGUUAAGGAUGGUGUAUGAUUUUAGAGACACUGUAGAGAAAUGUUUCCUAUAUAGGGUGUUUGAGAACAGAUUGUAAUGUAUUGACAGGGGCAAAUAAUUGCAAAAUAGACUAAGGCUUAAUAAAAAAGGCUUAACCUUAGCAGGUACUAGAACUUAUACAAAUUGCAAUCAUAUGCCAAUCAAUUGGCCCUACGUUGGGAUUUAUCAAAAUGUUACUUUAGAUAUUUCACGUAAGUUCAUUGCUUUGAGCAGUAUAUGUGUCAACACCUGUCAUGACCAGACAUGUGGAGAGGCAGGUGAAGACAGGUUUAACACUAGUUACUUUACACUGGGGAUGGCAAUCUCGCCGAUUGUUUGGCUUGGCCUAAGUACUCUCAUUAUCCAUUAAUCCAACAUUUAUACAACUCACUUCAGAAAUAUUUUUAUUGUAAGAAUUUAGCGAUGUUUUAUUUAUUACAUAUGU
Messenger RNA from Mizuhopecten yessoensis (Yesso scallop), 2613 nucleotides. RefSeq names its product phosphoacetylglucosamine mutase-like. The coding region runs from base 494 to 2008 and encodes 504 amino acids. The record is from RefSeq and is a predicted model, not a curated record. NCBI's taxonomy places the organism in Eukaryota, Metazoa, Mollusca, Bivalvia, Pectinida, Pectinidae. The transcript has 17 exons. Gene Ontology annotation, molecular function: phosphoacetylglucosamine mutase activity. Gene Ontology annotation, biological process: carbohydrate metabolic process; UDP-N-acetylglucosamine biosynthetic process.